Messenger RNA from Balaenoptera acutorostrata (minke whale), 1996 nucleotides. RefSeq names its product progestin and adipoQ receptor family member 4 (gene PAQR4). Gene Ontology annotation, molecular function: signaling receptor activity. The record is from RefSeq and is a predicted model, not a curated record. NCBI's taxonomy places the organism in Eukaryota, Metazoa, Chordata, Mammalia, Artiodactyla, Balaenopteridae. The coding region runs from base 375 to 1196 and encodes 273 amino acids. Gene Ontology annotation, cellular component: membrane. The transcript has 3 exons.
GGGGCGGAGCCUGGCGUCCCCUCCCGCGUCCGGCCGCGCCCGUCCUCCCGGCAGCCGAGAGACUACUGGCCGCUGCCGCCGCCACAGCAGCCGCCGCCACAGCAGCCGCCGCGAGCUGUCCCUGCACAGCGCCUGCCAGCCGCACUGCGCUCCGGAUUCCUGUGCGUCCCCGGCCUCCGCCCAGGCGUGGGGUCGCGGGGCCCGCGCGUGCGCAGCGCGGGAGGGGGGCACGGGCUGGGACCCCCCGGGCCAGCGCGUGCGCGGACCGAGCACUGGGAGGUGGGCGGGCGCAGGGAUGAGGCUCCGGGUGCUGUUGGCCCGCUGAGGAGACCUGGGGGCAAGAGGAGCGCGGACCGACUUCGCCCGGCCGGGCCAUGGCGUUCCUGGCCGGGCCGCGCCUGCUGGACUGGGCCAGCUCGCCGCCGCACCUGCAGUUCAACAAGUUCGUGCUCACCGGCUACCGGCCGGCCAGCAGCGGCUCGGGCUGCCUGCGUAGCCUCUUCUACAUGCACAACGAGCUGGGCAACAUCUACACGCACGGGCUGGCCCUGCUGGGCUUCCUGGUGCUGCUGCCCAUGACCUUGCCCUGGGGUCAGCUGGGCAAGGAUGGCUGGCUGUGGGGCACACACUGUGUAGCCUGCCUGGCACCCCCUGCAGGCUCUGUGCUCUAUCACCUCUUCAUGUGCCACAAAGGGGGCAGCCCUGUGUACACUCGGCUCCUUGCCCUGGAUAUGUGUGGGGUCUGCCUCGUCAACACCCUCGGGGCCCUGCCCAUCAUCCACUGCACCCUGGCCUGCAGGCCCUGGCUGCGCCCAGCUGCCCUGGUGGCCUACACCGUGUUGUCGGGUGUGGCAGGCUGGCGGGCCCUCACUGCCCCCUCCACCAGUACCCGGCUCCGCGCUUUUGGCUGGCAGGCUGGCGCCCGCCUUCUCAUGUUUGGGGCCCGGGGAGUGGGGCUGGGCUCUGGGGCUCCAGGCUCCCUGCGCUGCUACCUGCGCAUGGAUGCACUGGCACUGCUUGGGGGGCUGGUGAACGUGGCCCGCCUGCCGGAGCGCUGGGGACCGGGCCGCUUCGACUACUGGGGUAACUCACACCAGAUCAUGCACCUGCUCAGCGUGGGCUCCAUCCUCCAGCUGCACGCUGGCGUCGUGCCUGACCUGCUCUGGGCUGCCCGGCACAUCUGCCCCCCGGACUGAGCCACCUCCCGCCCGCCAUGCCGGCCUGCUCACAGUCUUCUAGGGCCAACAGCACCAUGCUGGCUCCCUGGAUGCUUCCAGCAAAUGGGACCUCCUAGCGGGGUGCCCUCGUCUGUUCAUCCAUUCUUCCCUGUGGACUACCCUCUUUUACUCACACGUUGGAGCUCCACUUCCCCUUCCUGCCUUCUUCCACGGGACUUAUAGGCUGAAAGGAAACCUUCCCUUCUCUGGGCCUGUUUUUACCCUCUGGGACCUGUGAGGUUUGGGCCAAAGGGACAGUUGGGAUCCUGCCAGCCCAGAGCCAUCACCCACCCUGACCCUCACAUAAGGCACCUCACAGCUGCCUAGCCCAGCCUCCUGCCCUCUGUCUGUCCACCCUGCAUGCUGGCCCUCCCAGCAGCCCGUUCUCCCUGCUGUCCAGAGACUGUGGAAUGAGGGGUCUGGACAACAGGACUAGCCUCUUAUCCCAGGACCUAGGGGCAGGAGGGUGGUGGCUGCUGCUUUUUCCAGGUAACUGGCACAGAGAUGUAAAGAGCUGAAUGGCCCUGGACCCAGGCCCCACUGGGCUGAGGGCACCCUCCACCUUGAGUGCUCUGACAGCUCGACCUGCCCAGCAGGGACGUGCCUGCUCAGGAAAUCUUUGCUCCACACAGUGGGUGGCUCCCAGCUCCAGUCUGCCAGCCUGGGGCUUGGGGCCUUGCAGCAGAGCUCAGCCUUGGCCCAUCCCAGGGGCCUCAGACCCUGGGCAACGUCAAUAAGUGCCGUGUUGCUGCGCAAGCAAGCUUGGGUACUCCCAAGAU